CGGAAAUGUACUACGGUUAUGUUUACAUCGUUGUCAACUUGUUGUGCAAUGCUGCUGAGUUAGCAGGUUGACUUAGAAUAUAAAUUCAAAUACAAAAAAAUAAAGUUACAGGUAAGAAAGUGAUUGAAAGCAAAGGACACCUAGCACACAACUAGGCCACUCAAACAGAAACAAUGCCACGAGGAAGAGGCAGAGGACGUGGAAGGGGGCGUGGUGGACGAGGUGGCCGAGGAAGAAGUGGCGGCAGGCGACCUCAGCAGCCUAAGGACGACAACGAAGUAAAAUUAACAGAAGAGUUGGAUAUAAGUAAAGACGUUAAGAAGUACUUUAUAGGAAACGGGUCGGUUGAACAACAUUACAAUGCUCAAAAUGAAAACAAACACAAAUAUGCAGCAGGGAUGGUGGCUUUGAUGAAAGAUGGUGUGACCAUUACUCAAAAUGCCAGAGUAAGAGGUUUGACUGCUGCAUGGGCUAGACAUGAUUUUGAUAUGGCUAAUGCCUUGUUAUCAAAUAGGGAAAAUUUUGGACUGCCAGAAAUUUUGAAGGCAUUAGAGUUACUAGAUGCUGGGAGACAAGUCAGAAUUCUUGAAAAGAGGAUGAAAAUGCUUCAGGUCUCAAAGAACAAGGUGAAACCAAAGACCAUUGGGAAGUUGAAGUCUGACAUAGACAACCUAAAUGCCAAGAAAUCACCAUAUGGAUCAGCAAGUGGGGCAGUAUGUAAACACAUUAGGCAGUGGACCAGAACAUUUUCAAAAGAGGAACUAGAAUUUUUCACAGUUUUCCUACCCAAAGAACCAUGGAAGAAAUUAGCUGACAUUUGUCAUUUUCACCCUGAAAAAGAUUUCCCUAACCUUCCUUGGUUCCUGAGAUUCUGCUAUGGCGAUGAACCUCCAUCAGACACCAUGGCUUACCAGUGUAAAGCUCUAUCAGCAGAUAAUAUCAAUGAAAUAGUAAAGGAAUAUCCUGUACCCUUUAGUCAGGUCAAACAAUUUAAAGACAAGCUGACCAGUGAAACCAAGGGAAGAAUUGCAGAGUACGAAACUAAAAUAGAUACAGUUUUGUGGUGGUAUGAAGACUUACAGUGUACAGAAGUAGAUAAAUUACUAGAAGAAAGAAUAUCUAAAGGAGAAAAAAUAAAUCUGCCAGAUGGAAAGUUUAUAGAGAGAAUGUUAACCAUUCAGGGCAUCAGAGAGAGGGACCAAUCAAAAGCUCCCUUUUAUAGACACCUGCUACCCAUUGGUCAGGAGAGAUUAGAUGCUAUGAGUUUACCAUUGGAUUCACCCAUCGCAGUAAUUGGUGAUGCCUCAGCCUCUAUGCAGGUGGCAAUAAAAACAAGUUCAAUCAUAGCUGGACUUCUAAGUGCAAUAACACAAGCUAAAUUGUCAUUUUUUAACACAAAAGUCAUAACACCAGAUAAAAACCCAGAGAGUAUAGAAGAAGUUUUAAAGUUAGCAGUAGACAUACAGGCAGGAUCAGCCACUAACCCAGGUGUAUGUUUAGAUCCUUAUUACAAGGCAAAAGAAAUUGUCAAGACUAUUAUAAUGGUAACGGAUGAAGAAGAAAAUACUUACGUUGAAAAUCAGAGGUUUGCUGAACUAUAUGAGAAAUACUACAAAGAAGUUUAUCCAGCAAAGAUUGUAUUUGUUUCAUUCUUACAUCAACAACAUUCAGAUGGACAGAUGGUCAGAGAAUUAAAAAAUAAAGGUUUCGAACCAAUGCAGUUUAAAUUCCACCGACAGCAGCCUGAUUUGACAAAAUUAGAUAAAUUAUUUGGACUGAUGUCCUCUGAAACGGCCACAUUUGACGAGGAAGUUAAUAAAUUAGAAACCAAAUUUAAACUUGAGGGUAUUGGUAAAUUAUUUGAAGGUAUUAAAGUGACUAGCACAGGACAAUAAUUUUUACACGACCGCAAAUUUUUA
Molecule: messenger RNA, 1919 nt
Organism: Mytilus trossulus (common blue mussel)
Lineage: Eukaryota; Metazoa; Mollusca; Bivalvia; Mytilida; Mytilidae
Exons: 8
Coding region: 174-1895 (573 amino acids)
Source: RefSeq, a predicted model, not a curated record